Mesorhabditis spiculigera is the source of this 2469-nucleotide messenger RNA. NCBI's taxonomy places the organism in Eukaryota, Metazoa, Nematoda, Chromadorea, Rhabditida, Rhabditidae. The record is from the annotation of a GenBank genome assembly.
AUGGAGAAGGUGCCGAGGAUGAAGCGGCAGAGUCCUAUCGAUUCGCCGUCUCCGUCGUUGAUGAGCAAGUUGGCGUCGAUUGAGGAGGUGGAGAUGGGCAGUCCGCUGCAUAGAUCGUUGAGCAUGGACAACCCAGUGUUUUCCAUCGCCGACGACGAUGAUCCGGACCCGAUUGUUCAUCUACAGCUUGCAAGGCCGGAUAGUCUACAUCAUUUGGCGAGGAUUGAGGAGACCGACGAGGAGCCGGAGGAUUCUGACCCUGCACCUCAUCUGAUGUCAACCCUCGGUCACCUUGGUUCCCCUAUCGGAGGACUAGCCCUUUUUGAUGUAGACCUCGAAGGCAAACUACAAAUGGAUCGAGCCCCAGAUUCUGAUGACGAGCUUCCGGAACCCAAGCCAAAGACCCACCGUCACCCUGGGUCACUCCGUCGAUUCCUCUCCGAAAAGACAGCGCCACUCAGAGCGCUUUCUAAAAAGCAGCCACGUCGUCUUACAACCCGCGAAAUCGAGAGCCAGGACUUGGAAAAAUUAAGAAGAAGGCUGACGAGGAAUUGGAUCAGCCGGUCACAGUUCAGUCCUGAAGAACAGGAGCCGAUCGAGGAGGCUGAGCCAGGAAACGAGCAGAUAAUGGAAGACCCACCUCCAAGAUUUGAAGAUCUGGAACCGGACUCUGGAAUCGGGAGGUCCGACAGCACGCCUUCGCGUUUGGAGGAGCCCGUCUGGGAGCAGCAGGGUAGAUGGAUGAAUAAUAAAGAGGCAAAAUCCUCAAUGAUCACUGCUCUCACAGCGUUCUACUGUUUAUUCGUGACGAUAUUUGCGUUGGUGCUGGAGCUGGGACACCUUUUAUCCGGGGAUGAAGAGCGGAAGAUGAAUACGAAGGACUGGAUUUUCGGCCUCUACAUGUACGGUGGAGCGCUCGUAUUCUUUAUCUACAUGUAUUCCGUACUUUUAUUGAAUCCUAAAUGGUUUUCGCCGCUGGUCGGGCUAAAGCGUUUCCUGAAGCGUCGAGUCUCCGAUUCCACAUCCGGUUCAACCUCCGAAGACGCCGAAUCCACAGCAAAUUCCGGAGCGGCAACAAUUCGAAAAGUUUCUCACACCUCUCCAUCGGCUGGCAGUCUUUUCCUACGCCUAGGAUGCAUAGCGUUUGGCGUCAUUGGGCUCGUCUACUACGCAUUUCUCGUAUUUUUAUGCAUAUCGGAAGAGAAGUGCCCGAGAUUACAAGCAGCCCUGGAUAUUUCUGCGAUAGUCUUCAUUUUUAUCCAGAUGCACUUUAUCUUUUGUAAUUGGAAGAUAGCAAUCACUGGUGCCCAUUCCAUUGCAAGACUCGGCACCAUGCACUUGGUAGCCGCCAAUCUUUGGUCGUGGAUUCGGUACAUCCUAAUGGAAGAGGGUGUGAUGGAGAAGGAGAUACGUGAGGUCUUCAAUGAACUCGGCAAUAAAACCUUGAGUGGCCAUGGGAGCAGCAAAGAGUCAUCAGCUUCCGCUGAAGAUAUGAACACAGAAAAUCUCAUCGCCGAUUUUGACAUGAACAAAUGUCGAGCGGCCGAGUGUAUUCUAGGAUCCCUCUCGGAAGUGAUGUACACGGCCAUCGUCGAGUACUCUCUUAUUGGAGCGGCUGUGAUGUUUAUUGUCUGGCGUAACAUCGGGCAUCAACAGCAAGAAAACACGAAUGGAUAUGUUAAACGGAAGCAUCAGAUUCGAGUCGAUUGUAGCAAAACGACGACGGGUCUUUUCCUCGGCCUUGCUUUCCUGGCCAUGUCCUUCACCUCGAUGGUCGUCUACUACGGCUACAGCUCCUUGAAACAAUCGAAAAAGGCAGCUUAUGUCUAUUCGAUUACGGAUAUUAUUCAGUACACCUUCUCCUCAAUCGGCUGCGGCAUUGCCAUCUACCAAAUGAGAAAACUUCAAUACUACGGUGUAAAAGAUGGAAAGCAUGAUAAAGCGCAUACGGAGCUUCUGGACCAAAUUCUGCUUAGUUUGGGGCUGGUGGGAGAGUUGAUCUACUCCGUAGCCGGACUAGUCGGGUUGACCGGUGAUCGGCACUGGGUUGAUCUCGCUUUUGUGCUGCUGGCGGUGCAUAUUUGUCGACUUGUGCAGGUCGGCCUCCAAACCUUUCUCCUCUACAUCGCUGGUCGAGUCCGAGUAUCGGAGGCCGACCGGGUCACCCAACCCGGAAAACAAGCCGUCACCUUCCUCCUCAAGGCCGGCGUAUCAGAAAUUAUCAUAGAUUUCUACGGAAAGCGCUCCUGGGUCUACCUCGUGCGCAGUUUCUCGCCUCUCACGAUCUUUUAUCGGUUCCACAGCUCCUAUGGAUUCCUGAUUAACGUUUCCGCCCAAUUUGCCGUCCAAUUGGCCGUCGAGAUACUCUACACCGCCACCGAAUUUCGAUCGAAUUCAGCGGCUAUAAAUUACACGGGUUAUUCGAUGGCCAAGGACCCUAAUUUGUAUCUGAGCAUUUUAAUUGUUGGG